GGAUACAAUGCCAUCUGACGUUUACUGCUAUUUAAAUACAUUUAAUUAAUCUGGAAUAAAUUACAAAAUUAUAAAAAAAAACGUGCAAACCCUAAGUGUUUAGCAUCCGAAUAAGGUUGACAUUGUUUAAUUUAAUAUUUUUCAAAAUAGCAAUUCCGUGUUGGAUCUCUUUUUUGUUUUUGAAGUUCCUCAGAUCUUGCCAUCCAUUUCCGAUAGUCCUGGGAAAGCGUUCUUCUGCAUAGAUGAUACAGCGUUUAAUAUUUAAAGUACAUUUUUGCAGCGCAGCGCCAACGACGGAUGCCUCUGCACCCCGUUUCCCACUUUCACUUCACUUACAAUAUAAAUUAUUAUAUAUAUAGAUAAUCUCAACAGCGAGACAUAAUGCAAAUUGUUGUGGCGGCGCGGGGUGUGUAGUUUUCUAUCUCUGGGUUGGGAUUUCUGUUUAAAUAUUCAAAAUGGCGGACGGAGGAGCAACGAGUCAAGAUGAGAGUCCAGGGCCAGAUUCGAGAAUGAGCGAUCCGUCCGAGCGGACUAAGGAGGCCAUGGAGAGCCGGGACGGAAGUGCAGGUGCCCAAACAAACGGACUGGACUUUCAGAGGCAGAGCUCGCAAACGACGAGCACCAUUACCAACGCCCAUACGCAGGCUCUGCUGCAGCAGUUGACGCUGACUCCCGCGCAGCAGCUGCUGAUCCAGCAGGCCCAGGCCCAGCUUCUGGCUGCAGCCGUGCAGCACUCGGCCAGCCAGCAGAGCACCACCACCGGGGCCACCAUCUCUGCCUCCGCGGCCACGCCCAUCACACAGAUCCAGCCCAUUCAGAUCACACCUGACCUGCAGCAGUUCCAGCAGCUGCAGCAGCAGAACUUGAACCUGCAGCAGUUUGUGUUGGUGCAGCCGGGUCACCCCAUCGCCGCGCAGCUGCAGCCGGCGCAGUUCAUUAUCUCGCAGACGCCACAGGGGCAGCAGAGUCUUCUGCAAGCUCAGAAUCUCCUAACUCAACUACCUCAAAGCCAAUCCAACCUCCUGCAGACUCAGCCAAGCAUUGCCCUUACCACACAGCCGGCGACACCGACGCGCACGAUAGCCGCCACCCCCAUCCAACCCCUCCCACACAGCCAGACGACACCAAAGCGAAUGGACACGCCCAGUCUGGAGGAGCCCAGUGACCUGGAGGAGCUGGAGCAGUUUGCUAAGACCUUUAAGCAAAGGAGGAUCAAACUGGGCUUCACUCAGGGGGAUGUGGGACUGGCCAUGGGAAAACUGUACGGAAACGAUUUCAGCCAGACCACCAUCUCGCGCUUCGAAGCCCUGAACCUGAGCUUCAAGAACAUGUGCAAGCUGAAGCCGCUGCUUGAGAAGUGGCUGAACGAUGCAGUGUGUGCAGAGAACCUGACCUCGGACCAGGCCCUGUCCAGCCCCAGUGCCUUGGGAUCCCCGGGCCUGGGCGUGGAGGGCCUGAACCGGCGCCGCAAGAAGAGGACCAGCAUCGAGACCAACAUCAGAGUGGCCUUAGAAAAGAGCUUUCUGGAGCAGAACCAAAAACCUACCUCUGAGGAGAUCACCAUGAUUGCCGACCAGCUGAACAUGGAGAAGGAGGUGAUCCGCGUGUGGUUCUGCAACCGGAGGCAGAAGGAGAAGAGGAUCAACCCCCCCAGCAGCGGAAGCGCCAGCAGCACCCCCAUCAAAGCGAUCUUCUCUCCGUCCACCCCCUUGGUGCCCAGCACGGCCAGCCUUGUGUCCAGUAACCCACCGACCACGUUGACUGUAAACCCAGUUCUGCCUCUCACCAGCACGGCCGCCACCAGUCUCGCUUUUACAGGCACGACCCCUGGGGCAGCGACCACAAAUACGGCCUCAGUCAUCUCCACGGCCCCCAUGGCGACUUCUGCUAUGACCUCCCCUUCCUUGAGCCCCUCCCCGACGGUGCAGAUGGCUACGGAGGUGGGCAGAGCCCAGGAGACAAACGCGGAUACACAUUUGCCCUCCUCCCUGGCAUCUGCGCUGAGCGCCGGACAGGUGAUGGUGACUGCAUCGGGCCUCUCGGCUGCCCUGCAGGGUGCCGCCCAGCUGCCCACCAGCGCCGGACUGGCUGCCAUGGCGGCCGCCGCUGCCGGACUCGGCCCGGGCCUCAUGGCGUCCUCGCAGUUUGCUCCUGGGGGAGCGCUGCUGAGUCUGGCUCCCAGCGCCCUGGGCAGUGCGCUGAGUCCGGCCCUUAUGAGCAACAGCACGCUGGCCACCAUCCAAGCUCUGGCCUCCAGCGGCAGCCUUCCCAUCACCUCCCUGGACGGCAGCGGAAGUCUGUUCUUCGCCAAUGCCAGUGCCGGCAGCACUCCCAACCUGGUGACGGCUCCGCUUUUCCUCAACCCUCAGAACCUGUCCCUGCUGACCAGCAACCCGGUUAGCCUGGUGUCUGGGGCCGGGGCCGGGGCCCUUAACCUGCAGGUCACCGCGGCGACCGCGCACGGUGAUGCCCAGCAUAGCAGCGGGACCGUCACCACGGCGCCCACCACCACUCUCACCACUGCCUCCAAGGCCCAAUGAACUCGUGGCCACGCCCCUCGUGCGUGUCCUCCUCCCUUCCCCGCCUCCUUUCUCCUUAUUUAAUACUUCUGCUGCCACCAAAAAGAAAAAACCUACUGAAUUUAUUUUUUUAUAUAAGGCUUUAUUCUCUACAUCUUUAU
This is a messenger RNA of Paramormyrops kingsleyae, 2680 nucleotides long. Lineage: Eukaryota; Metazoa; Chordata; Actinopteri; Osteoglossiformes; Mormyridae. The record is from RefSeq and is a predicted model, not a curated record.